Messenger RNA from Hyphopichia burtonii NRRL Y-1933, 3096 nucleotides. It is a transcript of the gene SPT5, whose product is annotated as transcription elongation factor. The transcript has a single exon. Lineage: Eukaryota; Fungi; Ascomycota; Pichiomycetes; Serinales; Debaryomycetaceae. Gene Ontology annotation, biological process: regulation of transcription by RNA polymerase II; transcription elongation by RNA polymerase II; regulation of DNA-templated transcription elongation. Gene Ontology annotation, molecular function: mRNA binding. The coding region runs from base 424 to 2955 and encodes 843 amino acids. Gene Ontology annotation, cellular component: DSIF complex. The record is from RefSeq and is a predicted model, not a curated record.
GAAAGGAGACACAACUCUGAUGAUGAGAGUGGUCCUGUCAAACAUGAACAUCCUGAUAACUCUACUCUUGAAGGAGCCUACGAUAUAGAGGAUAGAGAUGUUAAUGAGCUAGAUGACGACCAAGAAGAAGGAAGUUUUGAACAAGAAGAUAAUCAGAAAGAGUUCAACAUUGGUGAUAAGCGUCCAUUGGACGAAGACAAUGAUCCAUCGCUUACCAAGUCAGAAUCAACCGCUUUGAAUGAUGAUAAUGAAAGGGGUGAAGGCGAAGGCAAAAAUGAAGGCGAGGAUGACGAGGACGAUGAUGAAGAUGAGGACGAUGAUGAAGAGGACGAUGAUGAUGUUGCAUCCUCAAAAAGAAAAAGAAGAAGAGCUAAUCAGUUUAUUGAUAUUGAAGCAGAAGUUGAUGAUGAAGAAGAAGAAGAAAUGGAUGAAGAUGACGAAGAAGCAGAAUUGCUUAGGCAACAAUUCAUUUCAGAUGAUCGUGUGGAAACUGCCGAUGGUAAAACCGACGAUGGUGAAGAACACCAAGAUGAUCGACUUCACAGACAAUUUGAUCGUCGUCGUCAAGAAGCUGAAGAUCAAGAUGCUGAAGAAUUGGCUGAAACUUUGAAACAACGUUAUCGUAAAACUCAUAGUGUUUAUAGAGGUGAUACUACUGCAAGUGGAACUGUAUCUCAAAAAUUAUUAAUGCCUUCUAUUAACGAUCCGGCCAUCUAUGCUAUUAGAUGUAGUCCGGGUCGUGAAAAAGAUUUAGUUCGUAAAUUAUACGAAAAAAAGAAGACCUUAGCCAGAUCAAAUAAGCCUUUGGAUAUUUUAACUGUUUUCCAAAGAGAUUCUUUCAAAGGUUAUAUUUAUAUCGAAGCUAAAAAACCUGAAGCCAUUGAAAGAGCUUUGGCUGGUAUGGUUAACAUUUAUGCUAAACAAAGACUUUUGGUUCCAGUCCGUGAAUAUCCUGAUUUAUUAAAACAAGUUAAAUCUUCCGACGUGGAAUUAGUUCCAGGUAUCUACGUCAGAAUCAGUAGAGGUAAAUAUAAAGGUGAUUUGGCUAUCGUUGAUAAUUUAUCAGAAAAUGGUUUAGAUGUCCGUUGUAAGUUGGUUCCAAGAUUGGAUUAUGGUAGAAAUGAUGAAAUCACUAAAGAUGGAAAAGUUGUCAAGUCCAAAAUUAAACCCAUUCCAAGAUUAUUUAAUGAGUUGGAAGCAAGGACUUAUGAUGGUGAACAUUUACAGCCUGGUCGUGGAAGUCGUAGUUAUAUAUAUAGGGGUGAAGAAUAUAAUGAAGGUUUUCUUUUCAAAGAUUUCAAAUUACAAUAUAUUCAAACAAAAGAUGUUCAUCCGAGAUUAGAAGAAUUGGAUAGAUUUCAAACUGGUAAUAAUGAAGAAGAUGGUUUGGAUCUUGCAGCAGUUGCCGCUUCUUUGAAAAAUAAAAAUAAUAAUGAAAGUGGACAAAAAAGUGCCUUCCAACCUGGUGAUAAAGUGGAAAUCCGUCGUGGUGAACAAGCCAAAACUGUUGGUAAAGUUUUAACUUCUUCCUUGAAUGAAAUUUCUAUAUUGGUCACUAAUAGUGGGGAUCCAAAAUUCGUUAACCAACAACUUACAGUUCCAUCAAAUGAUUUAAGGAAAGUUUUCGCUCCUGGUGAUCAUGUCAAAGUCAUUGAAGGUAAGCAUUCAGAAGAAACCGGUUUGGUUAUCAAAAUCGAUAAUGAUUCUGUGGUUUUAUUAAGUGAUCAAACAAAUGAAGAUGUAAGAGUCUUUGCUAAUUAUUUGAUUAAAGCUACUGAUGCCUCACUGAGUACUGAUGUUUUUGGUGGUAUGUACGAUAUUAAAGAUUUGGUUCAACUUAAUGCUUCAACUGUUGGUGUCAUUGUUAAAGCUGAAAAGGGCUUAUUUGGUAUUAUCACUUCAGACGGUAGAUUAAUAUCAGUAAAACCAUCUGGUAUUGCCGCUAAGUUGAAAUUAAGCCGUAGAGAACAAAUAGCUACUGAUAAAAAUGGUUCUACUAUCAAAAUUGGUGAUACCGUUAGAGAGGUUUUGGGUGAAAAGAAAAGAGAAGGGGCGAUCUUACAUAUUUAUAAAAACUCCUUGUUUAUUAGCUCUCAUGAUAUUAUUGAAAAUCUUGGUAUUUUUGUUACAAAUAGUUUAAAUGUUAGCACAAUUGCUACAAAAGAUUCUAUAGUUUCUAAAAAUUUGGGCCCUGAUCUUAACCGAAUGAAUCCAAAUUUGAAAUUACCUCCUCCAAUCGCUGCAGCAGGCCUCAAGACUGCUGUUCGUGGCCGUGAUAAAUUAUUAUAUAAAGAUGUUUUAGUUAACGGUGGUAACUAUAAAGGUCUUAUGGGUAAAGUCACUGAUACUGACGAUGUUGAUGCAAGAAUCGAACUUCAUACAAAAUCUAAGAAAAUUAAGGUCAAUAAAACCAGAUUGAGUGUCUUAGUACGUGGUGAAACAAUCCCUUACUUAAGAUUCAUAGGUGCCUCAGAUGCUCCUCGUAGUGGACCACCUGGUGGUUUUGCACAACCAAGGUCUGGGCCCCCUGCUUUCUCCUCCGGUAAUAGAUCUUCCUGGGGUAAUGGAACCCCUGCUGGUAAUUCCUCAACAUGGGGUGGUGCUUCUUCUUGGGGUGGUGGUAAAACCCCUGCUUACAGUUCUGGGGGAGCCUCUUCUUGGGGUGGUGGUAAGACUCCUGCUUACAGCUCGGGAGGUGCUUCUGCAUGGGGUGGUAACUCUGGAAAUGGUGGUGCUUCUGCCUGGGGGAAAGGUAAUGGUGGUGCCUCUGCUUGGGGUAGUGGAAAUGGUGGCGCUUCUGCUUGGGGAAGCGGAAAUGGUGGUGCUUCUGCUUGGGGUAGUGGUGGUAACUCUACUUGGGGUAAGAAUGGCGGUAACUCUACUUGGGGUAGUGGUGGAAAUUCUACUUGGGGUAAUAACAAGAAUGGUGGAUCCAGUACUUGGGGUAGUCGAUAAUUCUACCCAGUUGUAUAAUAGACCCAAAAAAACAAAUAUUAAGACACACAACUAUCUUUUUCCCUUUUAUUUUCAUAAUUUUAUUCAUUUUUUUAUCCACAAAGCUUUUCGAUCUUUGUUUUAUCGUAAUUUGACAUGAAC